CGAUAGAGUUUUUGGUUUUAGCUUGUCUUGAGCAUUGCCUUGCGGCAAAUGGGACAAGGACACGGUUAGGCAUUUAAGAAGUUCAGCUGCUGCCGCUGCUAGCCGCGGCUCAUUUGAAUAACAAAACAAUUGCAGCACAUACCCAGGCAGGAUAUUCAGGAUAACGCUGUCGCUGCCAUCAACUCAAAUACUUUUUACAAUUCUCUUGCAGCGGCGCCGGGCGAGGAAUGCGGCUGCGUGCGCCUGGGUAAAUGCAAAUGGUUCAAUGUGGCCAAGGGCUGGGGCUUCCUAACGCCCAACGAUGGCGGCCAGGAGGUCUUUGUGCAUCAGAGCGUCAUACAAAUGUCCGGCUUUCGUUCGCUGGGCGAGCAGGAGGAGGUGGAGUUUGAAUGCCAGCGCACAGCGCGCGGCCUGGAGGCGACACGUGUUUCGGGACGGCAGGGCGAUGAUUGCCACGGCAGCACCUAUCGGCCACGCAUCAAUAAGAAAACUCGCCGCAUGCGCUGCUACAAUUGCGGCGAAUUCGCCAAUCACAUUGCCUCGGAGUGCGCGAUAGGGCCGCAGCCGAAGCGCUGCCAUCGCUGUCGCAGCGAGGACCAUCUGCAUGCCGAUUGCCCGCAACGCAACACCACCGUGACACGAACCAGCAGGCGAAGCAAAAGCGUUGCCAACGACCAGCAGCCUGAAGCUGCUGUCGAGCCAACUCCCUAGCGCUAACGACACGGGGUCACAUUUGAAGUUCAAAACUUCUAAAAAAAAAAAAAGCAACGACACCUAGCAAACGAAACGUACAAAACGCAUGAAAUCAAAGAAAUACCUCACGUACAGCCAACAACUGCGCCCAAGCGCAGUAAUUUUGGCCUGCAAAACUAGACUUAAGGCGACGAGAAGGCAUUCUAAGUAUAAUAUUUAGAGCUUAACUUUACCAGGUAGCAUGCUAAAGAAUACACUAAAGGCCAUUUAAUGAUUAGUUCUAAGCGUAAACUUUUAGAUUUGUAGCAUUUUAGAGCGCUUAAAGUCUGGAAGGUAAAACUAUGGUACAAAUGAUUAAAACAUAUUAGAAUAUGUUUAUAAUUUGUAUUUAAUAU
Messenger RNA from Drosophila mojavensis, 1088 nucleotides. RefSeq names its product protein lin-28 homolog (gene lin-28). The transcript is spliced from 4 exons. The record is from RefSeq and is a predicted model, not a curated record. The coding region runs from base 343 to 711 and encodes 122 amino acids. NCBI's taxonomy places the organism in Eukaryota, Metazoa, Arthropoda, Insecta, Diptera, Drosophilidae. Gene Ontology annotation, molecular function: zinc ion binding; nucleic acid binding.